CUGAAAACCCCACUGCUGUUGCUGAGGCUGAGGGAACAAACACUGUUGGUGAAAAAGCCCUGUUGCAGAUUUUGCUAAGCAGACUGAAUGCAUAUCGAAAUACUUUGAAAGGCGGGGGAAUAUCCCCACGUUUGUGUUUAGGAUGAGCAUGGAAGAUUAUGACUACCUGUUCAAAAUUGUACUAAUAGGAAAUGCUGGUGUUGGGAAAACCUGCCUAGUCAGACGCUUCACUCAGGGCCUUUUCCCCCCUGGACAAGGGGCUACCAUAGGAGUUGACUUCAUGAUCAAGACUGUGGAGAUCAAAGGGGAAAAAGUAAAGCUGCAGAUCUGGGACACAGCAGGCCAGGAGCGUUUCCGUUCCAUCACCCAGAGUUACUACCGGAGUGCCAACGCACUCAUCCUCACCUAUGACAUCACGUGUGAGGACUCCUUCCGGUGCCUUCCAGAAUGGCUGAGGGAGAUUGAGCAGUAUGCCAACACCACCGUGGUCACUAUUUUAGUCGGCAAUAAGAUCGACCUAGCGGAGAAGAGGGAAGUCUUGAGGCAGAGAGCUGAAGAGUUUGCGAACUCCCAGAGCAUGCUUUAUCUGGAGACCUCCGCGAAGGAGUCUGAUAACGUGGAGAAGCUCUUUCUGGAUCUGGCCUGUGAGCUGAUCCGCGACGCCAAACAGAACACGCUGGACAACAAUGACACGGCCAACGCUAUGCCAGGAGAGGGGAAAACCAUCAGCUACCUGGGUUGCUGCAGCACUAACUAGGUCCGAUUCUAGAGUGCUGGGUCGUGUUCAUUCCUGUUCAUAAGGGCACAACACCAACGAGGGGGGGGGGGGGGGUUCUUAUCGGACAGAUUUAGCUCAGUACCUUCCGCCUACCCUCUGUUUUUCGGGACGUUUUCCUUCCCAAGUUGAAGGCCAAUUGAACACCACCCUGAACUGUACUCUGGCCAUGUAGCUGUGCUGUGUGCACUACGACGUAGACCUAACGCAGUGGAAUGGAGAUGACCGGAUGCCUCGGUCUGUUUUGUCCCAGACUUGUCAGUCACUCUUUUGAGAGUCCCUCCCAUGGCCUUUUAAAAAAAAAUUGUUACCUUCAACAGUAUGAUCUGUCCAAUCACCUUGUUGUUUUAUCCCUCUGUGGGAAUAGAAAUGUUGAGAGGAUGCGAUACAAGUUGCUGCCACUAGAUGGCAGUACAUAACCUUAUAUCCCUGGUGCAACGGGAUUGAACAGACUGCACUAUAGGUCUUGUUGCAAGCUGAUGUAAUAUAUUGGGAUUUUUUACGUUUUGUUUUUCCCCCCAAAGAGUAAUCUGUGGAAGGUUAAAUGUAUUCAUACACCAUUCAUUCAACGGGGGGAAGGGUUGUGCCUCCUGUCCUGUGAGUUGGUGGGUAGAUUAAAAACACAAAAAUCCAGGAGGAGCUACCACCAGCACCUGAUUUUCAAAAGAACCACAAUUAUUUCCUCACAAACAGGACAUGUACAGCCCAAUACAAGUUCUUUAAUUUGUCAACUACAAAUGAUCUGAAUAAGAGUGAAUAGAUAAAUGUGUGUGAAUGGGAAUCCACCCAACCACUUAUAUAUAUAUAUAUAUAAAAAAUACAAUUCAAACACUUAUGCAUUUAAAAUAUUGACGCAUGCUACAUUAAAUUGUUUGUUAGUUAGCUUAUUGUAGCCUACCUAUACAAUGCACAACAUUGAUAUAUAGAAUUUCUAUACCUUUUCGAUUUAGGCUUCCUCAGUUGACCUAUUGGUUAUUGAGUAAUUGAUUGGUUUUAUUUUUUUUUUUUACAGUAUUGGAAGAAAUGAAAAGACCCAAUUUACCAGAAGUGAUCAAUAAGGGUUUUGUGUAUAUUCCUCAUCAGUACACUAUAUGUCCGAGAGCUCAUAGUAAAAGUUAAAAUUCCUUCAAGUAGCAAACACCCAGUGUGGGUUUAACUAAUUUCAAACCUUAUCAUUAUUAUAAAAUUGAUUGCACAAGUCA
This is a messenger RNA of Oncorhynchus nerka (sockeye salmon), 1977 nucleotides long. RefSeq names its product RAB30, member RAS oncogene family (gene rab30). NCBI's taxonomy places the organism in Eukaryota, Metazoa, Chordata, Actinopteri, Salmoniformes, Salmonidae. Gene Ontology annotation, molecular function: GTP binding; GTPase activity. Gene Ontology annotation, biological process: Rab protein signal transduction. The record is from RefSeq and is a predicted model, not a curated record. The coding region runs from base 143 to 757 and encodes 204 amino acids. The transcript is spliced from 5 exons.